AAAAUCCCCAACUAAACUCGAUGAAAAAGACAAUUUUUUCUCUUAAAAAGAAGAAAAAAAUUGAAUUUUUAUUUCUUUAAGAGAGAGAAAACCAGCAAGAAAGAGCGGGUUUUUUGUUGGGUGGUUGUGGAUUUAUCUGUGUAUUGAAACUGUCCUCUGUAUACUUUCUCUCUGCAAAAUUUUCUCACAGCCCUUUUGAAUUCUCUUCUUUUUGGUAUUUAAAAAAGUGAUCUUUUUGUACCCAUCUGUGAACUGCAACUACCCUUUUGGUGUCACAUUCUUUUGAUUACCAUUGGGUUCGAUUUGGUUCUACUUUUGAUUCUUUUUUGUCACUUGUAGCUUGAUCUGAUGAAAAAGUUGCAGUUUUGGUUGUGAAUUUGGUUCAAUUUUGGCAUUGUUUCAGUUUGGGGAAGAACAAUUUCUCUUACUGCAGUUACAAUUUUAUUAUAUAAAAAGGAAGAAAGAGGAAGUGAAGAACAUGGUUUGUCAUUGUUGGUUCAUAAAGUUGCCUAUCGUCAUUUCCUGGCCUUGAAUUUGUAGGGGUAUUUGGCAAUUUUCCUGAGAUUCGAGAUAGCAGUCUUUGAAUUCAAAAGGGUUGUGGCAGGUAACUGGUUGAAGAUAUAGAAGGGUGAAUUGGAGUUGAUCUGGUCAUUAGUGUGUGAAUUUUGAACUGUAGUUGAUUUGCGGAUCAAACAGUGGAUUUAUUGUUAUUCAGGCCAGGAAUUCGAAAGGGCUUGUGGGGUUUUCACCAAUCAGUACUGACGGAUUCGUCUUCAGAAAUUAAAGGUUGUGACUGUGUGGCUGGUCUGGAGUGCAUAUUCAACAUUAUCAGGGCCCUUAGAAUGGGGUCCUGCUUCUCUGCAGAAAGCAGGAGCCCCAUCCCUGGUUCACCCUCCUCUCCUGCUCUGGGGGUGAGGAGGAGGAAGGGAUCAAAGAAAAGACCGGGGUCAAGGAGCUCUUCCUUCUCAUAUAGGCGGGACGAUUCGAUUCAUAGGAUUCCUGGGAGGUUGUUCUUGAAUGGGUCAAGUGAGGUUGCUUCACUCUUUACCCAACAAGGCAAGAAGGGAACAAACCAAGAUGCCAUGAUUGUUUGGGAGAAUUUUGCAGCGAGGAGAGAUACAGUUUUUUGUGGCGUCUUUGAUGGCCAUGGUCCAUAUGGUCAUAUGGUUGCAAGGAGAGUGAGGGAUUCUCUUCCUCUAAAACUGAGCACGCAUUGGGAAGUCAAUAUUACUAGUGAGGAUGUACUCAGGGAGAUCAGUCUUAAUACUGCAGGCAGCCUAAAUUCUGAAGACACUCCCUUUGUAUCUGCUGAUGAAGAAUCUAGACCCUCCAUUGAUCUUGAGGAAGUGGAAAAGUCUCCUGUGAUCUUUCAGACAUUGAAGGAGUCAUUUCUGAAGGCUUUCAAAGUCAUGGAUAGAGAGCUGAAAAUGCAUGCAAAUAUUGAUUGCUUCUGCAGUGGGACCACGGCAGUAACCUUGGUCAAGCAGGGUCAAUAUCUUGUCAUUGGAAAUGUUGGUGACUCUAGAGCCAUACUUGGCACGAGGGACAAAGAUGACUCUCUGAUUGCAGUUCAAUUGACAGUAGAUCUUAAACCAAAUCUUCCAGCGGAAGCUGAAAGAAUACAGAAAUGUAGAGGGCGUGUGUUUGCUCUUCGUGAUGAGCCUGAGGUUGCUCGAGUUUGGCUGCCAAACAAUGACUCCCCUGGUCUUGCCAUGGCACGAGCUUUUGGAGAUUUUUGCCUCAAGGAGUUUGGCCUGAUAUCAGUGCCUGAUAUAUCCUGUCGACGCCUCACUGAUAAGGAUGAGUUCAUCGUGUUGGCGACAGAUGGGAUUUGGGAUGUUCUCUCAAACAAGGAAGUGGUCGAUAUUGUUGCUUCAGCCCCAACACGAGCCUCAGCAGCUCGAGCCCUGGUUGAGUCUGCAGUUCGAGUUUGGAGAUACAAGUAUCCGACUUCAAAAGUCGACGACUGUGCUGUGGUUUGCCUCUUCCUCGACUCAAACUCGAACAACAUAUCGACAUCAUCCAGUUUCAAGUCCAAAGAGCUACAAACUUCAAUGGAGCAUGUCAAGAAUGUAGCUGAGAAAGACAGUGAACCCACCACGCCAACCAAUCUGGACCGCUCAGGAACUGUCCGAAAUGGCUCUGAAAUUCCCCCAGAAGAAAUCCAAGAAGAUGAUCCCUCAAAGCAUGAUGACCAGCAGACUGAUUGGUCAGCUCUUGAAGGCGUGUCUCGAGUUAAUACCCUCUUGAAUCUCCCGAGAUUCACUCCAGGAAAGGAUGACAAUAAAGCUGCUGGUACUCAGAAAUGACAACAAGCAGGUUUAGUUAAUCCUUGAAUUUCAUAAUUAAUUUUUGUUUACUUUUCAUAUUGUUCAUGUUUAUGUUUUUUCUUCUACAUAAAAAAGGAAAAAAAAAUCUUAUUUAUAGGGCCAUUGAUGUUAAAUUUCGACCAGAGAGGUGGCCCCGACUAUAUUAGCAUGUCUGGGAAAUUAUCCUUUCUCUCUACUGUGGGCAGAAUCGGAAUUUUUGUAAAAUCCAACUCUCGGUCCAUUUUUUUUUGUUCGAUUUUGUUUUAUUUUUCCAUAUUUUUGUUCAUGUGUGAUUAUUUGAUACUGUUAAUAAUAAAAUUUGGUAUAAUUAAGUCUCCUUUCGGCUUUCA
This is a messenger RNA of Mangifera indica (mango), 2659 nucleotides long. Its product is annotated as probable protein phosphatase 2C 33. Gene Ontology annotation, molecular function: protein serine/threonine phosphatase activity. The record is from RefSeq and is a predicted model, not a curated record. The coding region runs from base 843 to 2309 and encodes 488 amino acids. The transcript has 7 exons. NCBI's taxonomy places the organism in Eukaryota, Viridiplantae, Streptophyta, Magnoliopsida, Sapindales, Anacardiaceae. Gene Ontology annotation, biological process: protein dephosphorylation.